This is a messenger RNA of Iphiclides podalirius (scarce swallowtail), 324 nucleotides long. NCBI's taxonomy places the organism in Eukaryota, Metazoa, Arthropoda, Insecta, Lepidoptera, Papilionidae. The record is from the annotation of a GenBank genome assembly.
AUGGAGAACCGCAUCAGAGAGAAAGAGAUCGAAUCAACGAAAGUCGGCUCGCGUGUCCCGGUGGCGCGGGGCGGUUGUGGUCAAUCCGGGACAUUCACCUCCGCCCAAACGGGGCAGUGGGGGGAGGCGGGCCCGCCCCAGGACCAGCCGCGCGGAAUGGCCAAGUGGCUCAGGCCCGACCUGACCGCGGCCGCGUGCCCGUUCCAGCCGCUCCCGGCGGCCCCGCCCGCGCUCAGGAUGCAGCCCCUGCCGGCGGAGUCGGCAUCGACGCACGUCGAGACCGUCUCAUCCAACACCGGCUCGCAGUUCUUCAGCGCUAAAACG